Molecule: messenger RNA, 2258 nt
Organism: Selaginella moellendorffii
Lineage: Eukaryota; Viridiplantae; Streptophyta; Lycopodiopsida; Selaginellales; Selaginellaceae
Product: U2 small nuclear ribonucleoprotein A'
Exons: 13
Coding region: 792-1967 (391 amino acids)
Biological process (GO): mRNA splicing, via spliceosome; regulation of transcription by RNA polymerase II
Cellular component (GO): nucleus
Molecular function (GO): protein binding; DNA-binding transcription factor activity, RNA polymerase II-specific; U2 snRNA binding
Source: RefSeq, a predicted model, not a curated record
ACCGUACUUGCUUUUGCUCUGUUUCUUAGGGUUUAACGAAAAGCCCUAGGGCGAGCGCGCUAGGGUUCCGCGAUGGUGCGGCUUGGAGCGGAGCUCAUCUCGCGGGCGCCGCAGUACCUGAAUGCCGUCAAGGACCGGGAGAUCGAUCUGCGAGGAAACAAAAUCGCUGCUAUUGAGAACCUUGGAGUCACUGCGGAUCAAUAUGACAGUAUAGACCUCUCAGAUAAUGAGAUCGUCAAGCUGGAUGGAUUCCCAGAGCUGCGACGCUUGUCCACACUUCUCAUUAGCAACAACAGAAUUUCUCGCAUCAGUUCCAGCCUUGGAGAGUUUCUUCCAAAACUUCACACUCUCGUCUUGACCAACAACAGGCUCGGCAAUCUCGCAGAACUGGAUCCCCUGGCAUCGCUCGUAAAGCUCCACACUCUCUCGCUCCUGGAGAACGUCGUGACCAAGCUGCCCGAGUAUCGGCUCUACGUCAUCCACAAGCUUCCAAACCUGCGGCUGCUGGACUUUAGCAAGGUGAAGGCCAAGGAAAAGAUCGCUGCCAAGGCAAGGUUUGCGUCGCAAGAAGCCGAAGAAAAUGCCAAGAAAGGUGGAGCGGAGCAAACUUUCGUUCCCGGCGAGGUUCCUGCUGCUGUUGAGCCAGCCUCGGACGCAAAGCACCAGCAUCUAAGCCGGACGGCUCUGAAGGCUGCUAUUCAAAACGCUCAAACGCUGGCAGAAGUUGCGAGGCUCGAGAGGGCGCUUGCGACUGGGCAAUACAAUGGAUCUGGAGACGCAAUGGAAGAGGGAUGAGAGCUCCAUCCAAGCAAUCCAAGCGAACCUUAAGUACCAACAUGGUAAUGGCUAUGGCGGUCUCGCUCGCGCUCGCGCUUCCGGGGCAGAGGAGCGUCACAGCGCUAUGGAAUCCGGCGAGCACCGCGAGGCAGCAUUGUGUGGGCAGGGCGAUCGUGGCUUUGGCGUCGUCUAGGCGGAGCAAGGGAAGUGGGAGCAGCAAGAGCAAGGCAGGUUUCAAGGAUCGACAGCAGCAGCAGCCUCGCCGGCAGCAAAGAAUUCGAGUGGAAGAACUUGACGAUGAUGAUUUUGACGAUGAGGAGGAUGAAGCGGGUCUGGAGGCACUGUUCGCUCAGCUGGAGAAGGAUUUGGAGGCCGAGCGAGCGGGAAAGAAGGUGGAGGUGGAGACGAUCACUGAGGAACAGAUGGUUGCUCUGGAACAGGAGCUGAUGGGUGGUGGUGGCAGUCGGGGCGCAAAGAAAAACGCAAAGAAAAAGAAGAACAAGGAUCGAGAAGAAGAGGAGAAAGACGUUUCGAGGGAUGAAAGAGAAGAUGAGGAGGAGGAGGAAGAACAAGAACAAGAAAGCAGCGGUGGUGGAUCUGGUCUGGCGAAGUUUAUUGAAGAGGCACAGCGAUUGGAAAGCGAAAUGGUGGCGAAGCGGGUUGUCAAGCUCGAGAAAUGGCAACUUCGAAAGCUAAGAGAUGCUUUGGACGUUGAAAAGAGCCAGCUCAAGGUGAAGGCCCUGGCUGGAGAAACUGGACUCGAUCGCAGGGAUGUUCUUACCUUUCUACGCGAUCCUCCACCGGAGCUCAUCGAACUGAUUGACUCGAUAUCCGACAAGGAAUCGGACGAGGAAGAAGACAAGCCCGAAGAUCAAACAGGCAGUCAAGAACAAGAUAGCGAAGCUGGCAAAGAGGAAAACGACUCUCCUCGUGUAGAAAGGAUAGGCUUGCCGGGUGAUACUCAAGGAACAGGUCCAAAGGCGUGGUACGGGAAGAAGAGAAUCCGGAAAGAACACUUGGAAACUUUUGAGAAGGUGUUCCAACGUACGAAGAGGCCGACUGGUGCUUUGAUCCAAAACAUCGUUGAGCUGACUCACGUCCCAAGGAAACGCGUUUUGGAUUGGUUUGAGAAUCGGAGGCAAGAACACGCAGCCAGGAAGGAAGAAAACAGGCACUUGGCAAGGAAAUGAAUCAAUUGUAGACAUCGCACUUUCAAGGUGUGCAGUUCCGAUCAAACUCCACCAAGCGUUGGGAUUGUGUAGCGACGAGCAAAUCGCGUCGACAACUGGAGAAGAGAGUGAUGUGCCUUUUUUAUUUUCUUCUUCUCUUUGUUUUUCUCCUUUCGUGAACAAACAGGAGGAAAGAUUGGGAGCUUCUUAUCUCAGCCGAGCUGCGUCGCUAUCCGUGCUUGUCAAUGAUAUCGACAACUUGUCCCAAUUAACAAUGCAAAAUUUCUGUCAUGCUUGGCUCUUCCUUUGCAA